This is a messenger RNA of Manihot esculenta (cassava), 2377 nucleotides long. RefSeq lists its product as uncharacterized. The record is from RefSeq and is a predicted model, not a curated record. Gene Ontology annotation, molecular function: zinc ion binding. NCBI's taxonomy places the organism in Eukaryota, Viridiplantae, Streptophyta, Magnoliopsida, Malpighiales, Euphorbiaceae. The transcript has 2 exons. Bases 801 to 1922 code for a protein of 373 amino acids.
AAUCUCUAUACCUAGAGGAAACCUAAGACUAUCUUACAAAGAAAGUGUCCAAACACACCGCAAACCCAAAAACGACACAGCGCUCUUCCACCAUGGCUCACCUGUAGAUUGUCUCUUAGUUUCUGUCCUUUAUUAUCCAUUAAAAAAGAAAAAAAGAAAAAAAUCAUUGGAUCCUGAAUUCUUUCUAUAUAUUUAGAGAUAAUGGAGAUCAUUUACCCUUUAGCAUUCAUACCCAAUAAAAUUUGUAUUUAUGGAAGAUUUACGGCUAAAACAGUAACCAAAGGACAAUCUUAAUGCAGACUAGAUUCCUUAACUUCCCCUGAAUUACUAAUUAGAAUACAAGAUAUUAUUUCUAUUUAACAGAUGGUAAUCAACUCAUUCCCGAUUCCCACUCCACCUCUUGCUAUUUCCACUCAUUUUUCUCCACUGAAUCGCUAUCUCUUUCACAUGACCUGUAGCCAUGAAUAUGUGUAGAUACAGUAUUUGAUGUGGGUAGCUUGUAGACAACUCCUUUAGUGAAAGUAAACCCUUUUAUUGAGAGAUAACUGGGGGGAUUAUACGUGGAGUUUAAGUUAUUCUUCAGGAGUAGGUAAUCAUCUGGGUUUUUGUUUUUCCCAUCAAAAGAUCUCCUUUUUACCUCAAUUGGUGUUAUCAGCCUCGUUUGGUUUGUUGAUUUUCUUUCGCUGGAAGAUAUUAUGGUGGGCUUGGAUAGAUAGCUGCUACAUGUUUGCAUAAAUGAUAAUUGUAUAGAAAUUCUUUUUGGAGGUGUUAGUGGAUACUAUAUUGGCGAAGACAGAUUAAUGGAUCAAGAAACGCAUGAAACUAAAGCAAUUGUUGGAAAUUUGGGUCAAUCCAAUCAAGGAACAAGUGAAACCUCAAGUGCAGAUUCAAGCAAUUCGGAUAAUAGAAUUGUGUUGGAAAAUCCAUCUGUUCCAAAUUUGGGAGAAAGAGUGAGUGCUAGGAGGGAAAAUCGGGAUUUUGAUGCAAAUAUGAACAGACUCGAUUUAGCUAAGAGAGUGGGAGAUAAGGAAGCAAGCAAUGGAAAGGGAAUUGGUGAGCCAUUGGAUGAAGGAACCAGCCGGAAUUCACUUAAUUUUGUUGAUGAGGUGGUGCUUGAGAGAAUGAUUGUGAUAAAUUCAGGGGAGAUCGUGAGUAUUGGUGGAGCAAAUAAGGAUUCAGCUAGAAAAAUUGAUGAACCGAGGUUAAAUGGUAGAGAUAUUCAGAGAAGAGAUCAGGAAGCAUUUGUUACACAAAGAAAUAGCGAGGCAUUGCAUAAAGUUGAGCAAGAAAGUCUUAGGGUCUCCAGUAUUUCAAUUGAUGGAGUUGUUCUUGAGACAGUAAUAAUUGUAAAUUCUGAAGAGAAUAUAGCUAUUAGAGAAGGAAACGAGCAGUCGCAAGUCAAGAGCUGUGGCUUGGAAUCGAGUAAAGUAAUGAUGGAUAAAUCAAAGACACAGGUGUGCAAAGAGAAGAAGCAAUCAUGUGUGAUUGAUAUGAAAUGUCCUAGUGGAGGAGGAGGCAGUCAUAAGGAUGGGGAUGGAGAAAGGGUUUGUCGGAUUUGUCACUUGGGUGCUGAGGGGUUGGCAGAAACUACUGAAACCACUGCUUCUAUGGAUCUAAUCCAGCUUGGUUGUGUGUGCAAAGAUGAGCUCGGCAUUGCACAUGCUUAUUGUGCUGAGGCCUGGUUUAAGCUGAAAGGAAACAGAGUUUGCGAAAUUUGUGGGGAGACAGCAAAGAAUAUUACAGGUGUUGGGGACAACAGGUUUAUGGAUGAGUGGAAUCAAAGGAGAUUUAUUGGGAGCAGCAGUAGUUCAUCAGACAGAGCCAGAGGAUGUUGGCGGGGACAACCCUUUUGCAACUUCCUGAUGUCUUGCCUUGUAAUAGCUUUCGUACUCCCAUGGUUUUUCCGGGUGAAUAUAUUUUAACAAGGAGCAAAAAGAGUUCUCAAAGAUUCUUCUCUUGCAAUCAGAAUUCUUUUGCUUGCCUGUCUAGAGCUUGCUUGCAAUGUUCGUUGUGCUCUACAAUGCCUGCCAAGACAUUCUCCAUUGUCUUCAUGUUUUGGCCUGAAAUACUGGAGUCCUCAAGUUGGAAAAUUUUCAAAUUUCAACGACAGAGUUCCAUAAUUUGAACGGUAUUUUACUCUGCUGUGAGAUUGUAUAGUUGCUCGCUUACUUUCUAGACAAAGUUGAGGACAGGUCUCUAAUAUUGAGAGAAGGGGUUUCUGUUUUCUUCCAUUUAUUUAUUUUUACUGUUUCUUUUUCCUGUCUAUGUGAUGGGAAAGUGUUAUUUAAAGAGUUACAGAGAUCACAAAUUGGUGGAUAUAGAUAUACAAAUAAUUAGUAUACAAUUAAUUAGAAGGAAAUAUUAGUUUGGCUGUUCA